AUGGAGAAAGAGAUAGAAGAAGAAAAUGGUAGGAAUCCUAAGAUCAAUAGGUACUGGAUCCAACGUUACGAUCUGUUCUCGAGAUAUGACAAAGGAAUCGAAAUGGAUGAAGAAGGAUGGUACUCUGUGACUCAUGAAGAAAUCGCAGUCAAACAAGCAGAGAGGUGUCGUGGGAAAGUGGUGGAAUUGGCAAUCAACAAUGCAAAGGUUUAUGGAGUUGCUGAUCGUGUGGAUUUGUCAUUGGGAGAUGUAUUGUUUCUUUCGCCACCAUGGGGAGGACCAACAUAUUGCGAAGUCGAAAGUUUCAAGAUGGAUAUGCUCAAGCCAAGAGACGGGUAA
This is a messenger RNA of Arabis nemorensis, 339 nucleotides long. NCBI's taxonomy places the organism in Eukaryota, Viridiplantae, Streptophyta, Magnoliopsida, Brassicales, Brassicaceae. The record is from the annotation of a GenBank genome assembly.